GGGACUCCCAGCUCUGUUUUCCCUCCUCCCUCAGCUCCCAGAGCUCUCAGAAAUUUUUCUUUCUCUCUCCCAGUGGCCACAGCUCGGUCCCAGUGUCCUGGGGAAGAUGGCAGAGAAGCAGGAGGAGCCCAGCAAUGCCCAGAACGGGGAACCCGACAAUGCUGAGGAGGGCGAGGGGAAGAAGAAGAAGGUGAAGAGGGAGGACCUGCCACCCUUUGAGAUUGUGACAGGGGAACGCCUCCCAGCCAUCUUCUUCAAAUUCCAGUUCAGGAACGUGGAGUACAGCUCGGGCAGGAACAAAACCUUCCUGUGCUACGUGGUGGAGACGCAGGGCAAGGAGGCGGCCACCAGCCGCGGCUACCUGGAGGACGAGCACGCGGCCGCGCACGCCGAGAUGGCGUUUUUCAACAGCAUCCUGCCCAAGUGCCAGGCGGGCGCUCGCCACGAUGUCACCUGGUACGUGUCCUCCAGCCCCUGCGUCACCUGCGCCCAGAGGAUCUGCGAGGCGCUGCGCAAGGACAAGGGGCUGCGCCUCACCAUCAUGGUGGGCAGGCUCUUCAUGUGGGAGGAGCCCGAGAUGCAGGCGGCCCUCAGGGGCAUGAAGGAGGCCGGCUGCAAGCUGAGGAUUAUGAAGCCUCAAGACUUUGAGUAUGUCUGGAAGAACUUUGUGGAGCCGGAGGAAGGGGAGGAGGCCAAGUCCUUCGUGCCCUGGGAGGAUAUUCAGGAGAAUUUUCAGUACUACGAGGAGAAGCUGGCUGAGAUCUUGCACUGAGCUCAGGAUCAGAAAGGAUCCACGAAGAGAUGUGACAGACCUGGACACCUGGGACAGUCCUGCUUCCCCAAGCUUUGAUUCCAGCAGGAUGGAGAGCCAACCUCUGGGAGACAAGGCCCCGUGGGACUCCAAACA
This is a messenger RNA of Ficedula albicollis (Collared flycatcher), 907 nucleotides long. RefSeq names its product apolipoprotein B mRNA editing enzyme catalytic subunit 2 (gene APOBEC2). The coding region runs from base 107 to 772 and encodes 221 amino acids. Gene Ontology annotation, biological process: cytidine to uridine editing. Lineage: Eukaryota; Metazoa; Chordata; Aves; Passeriformes; Muscicapidae. The transcript has 3 exons. The record is from RefSeq and is a predicted model, not a curated record. Gene Ontology annotation, cellular component: cytoplasm; nucleus. Gene Ontology annotation, molecular function: RNA binding; cytidine deaminase activity.